This is a messenger RNA of Fusarium keratoplasticum, 942 nucleotides long. Its product is annotated as Uroporphyrinogen-III synthase. The coding region runs from base 1 to 942 and encodes 313 amino acids. The record is from RefSeq and is a predicted model, not a curated record. NCBI's taxonomy places the organism in Eukaryota, Fungi, Ascomycota, Sordariomycetes, Hypocreales, Nectriaceae. Gene Ontology annotation, molecular function: uroporphyrinogen-III synthase activity. The transcript has 2 exons. Gene Ontology annotation, biological process: uroporphyrinogen III biosynthetic process.
AUGGCAUCUUCCGACAAGGUGCCGGUCCUCCUGCUCAAGACGAGGUCAAGCCCCGGCGAUUCAUACGAGGACCUCUUCUCCGAGACGAGCGCCGCCGGAGCUUCCUUUACGCCGCAGUUUGUCCCCGUGCUGCUGCACCAAUUCCAAGAUGAGGGCAUGAAAAAGGUUUCCGAGGUACUCCGAGAGGGACGGAUUGGAAACAAGGAGCAUCACGAGUAUGGCGGCUUGAUCUUUACAUCACAGCGCGCAGUCGAGGCGUUUGUGAAGCUGGUACAGGACGGCAAGGAUGAAAACGAUAGUAUCACAAAUGACCCCCCGACCUCGUGGCCUCACCUCCAGCACAUCCCCGUCUACAGCGUCGGCCCCGCGACGACCCGCGCCCUCGCCGCCGUCCCGCAGGAUCCUCCCCUGAGCGUCUUCGGUAGCCACACGGGCAACGGAGCGACCCUCGCCCCUUAUAUCCUCUCUCACUACCGCGAAUGGCACGCCGGACGACCGUCGUUGCCUCCUGUACUGUUCCUCGUCGGCGAGACUCGACGGGACAUCAUCCCCAAGACGCUGCAGGACCCUGGGCUGCCGGACGGCGAGCGCAUCGCAGUCGACGAGACGGUCGUCUACGGAACAGGCGUCAUGGAGAGCUUCCCCAUCGACCUAGAUCGCGUGCUCUCCGAGACGCACGAUGCGCCCGCACGGUGGGUGGUGGUCUUCUCGCCGACGGGGUGCGAUAGCCUACUCCGGGUUAUGGGCGUGUUGGACCCGGAGACGGGCAAGGUGCGCGAGGGGAGCGUGCGGGAUGGCAAGACGUAUGUCGCGACGAUUGGGCCUACAACAAGAGAUCAUCUCAAGUCGUUUGGCUUUGAGCCCGAUGUGUGCGCUGAGUCACCGACGCCGCAGGGCGUAUUAGACGGGAUCCAGGAGUUUAUGACUAGGAAUCAAAGUUGA